This is a messenger RNA of Linepithema humile (Argentine ant), 557 nucleotides long. RefSeq names its product Suppressor of exocyst mutations 1 (gene Sem1). The record is from RefSeq and is a predicted model, not a curated record. Gene Ontology annotation, biological process: mRNA export from nucleus; double-strand break repair via homologous recombination; proteasome assembly. Lineage: Eukaryota; Metazoa; Arthropoda; Insecta; Hymenoptera; Formicidae. Gene Ontology annotation, cellular component: proteasome regulatory particle, lid subcomplex; proteasome complex.
AGUGGGAAAAACUUGCAACUCUGAUCAAACUCUGAUAUACAGUGUGUAACCUGGCGUAACCUCAAAUUGAUUGAAAAGUCGUUUGUUAAGAAAUUCGCAAGUAUGACGGAAAAUAAGAACGACAAAGCGAAAGUCGAUCUUGGAUUACUUGAGGAGGAUGACGAAUUUGAGGAGUUUCCUGCGGAAGAUUGGACCGCAAAGGAUGAAGACAGCGAGGAUAUCAGUGUCUGGGAGGAUAAUUGGGAUGAUGAUGAUGUUGAGGAUGACUUCAAUCAACAAUUAAGAGCACAAUUAGAAAAACAGAAAGCUGCAAGUGAAACAGCCAAAGAAAAUUAAUUAGAUUAUAAGACAUUUAAUCUUAUUAUCUUACAUAAAUAAACAUGUAAUUAAAUGGUAAGCUCGUGUGUACAUUCAUAUUUUGAACAUAUGAUCACAAUCUUUGGAAUGUAAUGAGAGCUGCAGUUUGUAUAAUUGUAUAACAUGCACCAUAUGUUUCGCAGGAAUAUACAAUUCUUUUGUACAAAACUUAGUCAUUAAAUAUAAACGUUAUAUACUUA